Chinchilla lanigera (long-tailed chinchilla) is the source of this 4351-nucleotide messenger RNA. RefSeq names its product membrane-associated ring finger (C3HC4) 8, E3 ubiquitin protein ligase (gene Marchf8). Gene Ontology annotation, cellular component: cytoplasm; lysosome; early endosome membrane. Gene Ontology annotation, molecular function: MHC protein binding; ubiquitin protein ligase activity; zinc ion binding. Lineage: Eukaryota; Metazoa; Chordata; Mammalia; Rodentia; Chinchillidae. The record is from RefSeq and is a predicted model, not a curated record. Gene Ontology annotation, biological process: antigen processing and presentation of peptide antigen via MHC class II; immune response; protein polyubiquitination.
CGGGGCGCGAGCGCGGCCGGGAGGGGGUGUGGCCCGGCCUGACCCCUGGGGGCUCCGGGCUGUUCCCUGGCGCGUCUCCUGCCGUCCCGCGACUCGAGGUCUCUAGGGAGCUGCGGACGCCGGCGCUGGGGGGCCAAGCGGAGCUCAAGGUCCAUGGCCAAAGAUGACUCUAGCAGUGGAGGCUGUCUUCCGUAGAGAGGGGGACCGGAUCGCAGGCUGGGAUGAACAUGCCACUGCACCAGGUCUCUGCCAUUCCAAGCCAGGACACUGCUUCUGCUAGAGUCUACAGUAGCAAGACCAAAGAAAAGGAGAGGGAAGAACAGAAUGAGAAGACUUUGGGACAUUCCAUGAGUCAUUCGAGCAACAUUUCUAAGGCUGGGAGUCCUCCGUCCUCAUCGGCUCCGGUGUCUGCCUUCUCUCACACUUCUAUCACACCAUCCAACCAGGACAUCUGCAGUUCCAGCGCAGUGGUCUCUGACUUUUGUCACCACAGUCCUGUGCAGUCUGCUGUUGUCUUGAAAGCUCCUCCCUGCCAGAGUUCUCUAACACCAGGGCUCACUGUGACAGUUGUCUGUAAAGACACACUGCAGUUGACCAAGAGAAACCCCUCAGGUCCAGAAUGGGCUGAGACCUGGAAGCCUGCCAAGAGCACUAAGGCUAGAAGAGCCCUGAAGUUCUCCAAGUCCCUAAGCGAUGUGGGGGCGAAGGCCCAGGACAGCCUGGAGAGUGCCUGCUUCGUGGAGAGAACCUGCUCUGAGGGGAAGCUGGCUCUGCCCCCAGGCCCCAGUCUCAGGACUAGCAGAUUCCUCCUCAAGGAGCGGAGAGUGCUGAGCCACACUCCUCUCAUCCACUCCAAAUACGCGUGCAUCCCAUCCCUGACUGUGCCCCGGCCAGCUGCCUGGGAGGUGGGCACCAGCAGGAGGGGUGAGCACGGCCCCCUCUGGGAGGAGAAGGCGGAUGGCGAGGCUACAUCCAGGAGCCGGCGCCUGCUCCGCUACCUGCUUUCUCUGUCCCGUGGCUCAAGCACCAGCAGCCUGCACCGAUUCCAUGAACUGGAAGCGCACACUGGCCACCUACAUGCCACCCCCUCCUCCAGUGGGCUGGCGGGGAGCACGGGCUUCUGCUCAGACGAGAUGGGUGAUGACGAUGUCUUCGAGGACAGUGCAUCCACCAGGCUGAAGAGCAUAGCCCUGCGGGCACCCCUCUGCUCUGUGGAGAAGGACAGUGAUCUGGAUUGCCCCUCACCCCUGUCUGAGAAGCGGCCCCCAGCCUCCCCUGUGUCCACCUCUGGGGACGCCUGCAGGAUCUGCCACUGCGAGGGCGACGAUGAGAGCCCCCUGAUCACACCGUGCCACUGCACGGGCAGCCUACACUUUGUGCACCAGGCCUGCCUGCAGCAGUGGAUCAAGAGCUCUGAUGCGCGGUGCUGCGAGCUAUGCAAGUACGAGUUCGUCAUGGAGACCCGGCUGAAGCCACUGCGGAAGUGGGAGAAGCUGCAGAUGUCAACCAGUGAGCGAAGGAAGAUCAUGUGUUCGGUGACCUUCCACAUCAUCGCCAUCACCUGUGUGGUGUGGUCCCUGUAUGUGCUCAUCGACCGUACUGCUGAGGAGAUCAAGCAGGGGCAGGCAACAGGCAUCCUGGAGUGGCCUUUUUGGACUAAGUUGGUGGUUGUGGCCAUUGGCUUCACUGGAGGACUUCUUUUUAUGUAUGUUCAGUGCAAAGUCUACCUGCAAUUGUGGAAGAGACUGAAGGCUUACAAUAGAGUGAUCUAUGUUCAGAAUUGUCCAGAAACAAGCAAAAAGAAUAUUUUUGAAAAAUCUGCACUAACAGAGCCCAACUUUGGAAAUAAAGACGGACAUGGACUCUGCCAUUCUGACACAAACUCCUCCUCUUGCACAGACCCUGAGGACGCUGGGGCGGAGAUCAACCACGUCUGAUGUGUUCCUGGACAUCUGUGGGAUGCCGAAGGAUGUUGUUUACUGCCAACUGUGUACUUUUCUCCUGCCCUUUAAUAGCAGAGUCUGGCAGGCAAUGAGCUCUGCUGGCCUCUUUUGUGAACUCUCCUUGAUGAUCAGAAGCCGUCUUGUGACCAGCAUGUCAGGGUCCCUUCUGCCAGGCUGCUCUGGGGGCGGAAAGGUGGGAGGCCCUGGUGGCUACCACGGAGGCUGCUGAACUCUGCUCCUGGUCUCCACAGAGUGAAGAAUGAAAUGCCAAACUUAAGGGUCCAGCUGGAGCAGGGUGCAGGGGGAGACAGCCUUGCCCUGCCUGGCCAUCCCCUGAGCCUGCAGCACCUGAUUUCCUAAACAAGCAGCACUUUACGGAAGAGUCUUUAUUUUUUAAUGUGUCUAGUGGGAUUGACACUUAAAAAGCAUCACAUUUAGAAAUCUUCCCUUCACCACUCUAGUUAUCUCUCUCACGUGAAAGUAAAGCUGAAACUCUCUUUGCCUUAUUUAUUGUAAGAAUCGGGACCUUUUCCCUGUGGGACGUGACACCGGGACGGCACUGGUGGGAAUGGUGGUACCCAGUGGCCGGAACUGGGUUCCCUCCUGGAGUCCGUCUCCAGGACCGCCUGUGUUUCCUCUAGGUCAGCACUGAAAAAAGAGGGCUUUGGACAUCAAAAUGGGAGAAGUCUGUACUUAGUGCAGCUGAGUAUUUAGAAAUCAUGUCCUUCACACAGCGGGCUCCGGUUGCUGCCAACUUUACAGGGAGGGGACAGGAAUGUGCAGCUUGGUGUUCCUGGUACCUGCCCCCAUGGCACUGUGGAGUUGCUGUGGGUCCCAGAGGGGACAGCAUACUGCCAGGGCCACCCAGCAUGGCCUUAAGGGACUGGAAAGACAAGGUCCUCCAGGGCUUGAUCCUGCUCAGCCCACCUGUCAUCAGGAUGCCUCUGGCACUGUUCAUGGUACAAAACCAAAACCACCACCUCACAUGGCCUUGUCCCUUUAAAAACUCUGCCUAAAAUUCUGUUCUCAAAGGCCACUGUCACAGUCCCAGGCAGACAGUGAACCCAGGAGGCAGCCAGGAUCCUGCAGUGCAAGCAAGAGGCCCAGAGUGUGCCAUGGCCACUGCCAGUGCUGUGUCUGUACAGUCCCCACCAGCGCCUUCACAAACAGGAGGGCUCGCGGCCCCAGGAGGGCCCUGCAGGUUGAGCUGCUCCUCCACCCUGCAGGUACCAACCAUAGCUGCCCCUGAGGUCCCCUGCCCUCUGCUCCCUGGCCACAUCCAGCCUGUGCCUGUGCCCACUGUGCCCAAAGUGCAAUUACCACGUCCCUGUUCAGUGCAGGGACACCCGGCAGCUACAGGCUGCCCACUCAGGGGAGUGAGCCCACCAGCCCUGCCCAGACCCCAGGAACUGCCCUGUAAGGCCUGAGUCCAUGCACCUGCCCUGCCGCCCUCCAGUGGGGGCCUUGUGAACUCCUCCUCCUGGAGCCCCAUCCCCUGAACCUGGAAAGCCCUGAGACUCAAGUGGACAAGAGCGUGUGCAGUGGGGGAUCUGACACCCCAUCGGCAAAGGUGCGCUUGCCUUGCCCACGCCCAGCUGGAAACCUUCGCCUUUGUCAGGAAGGCCGGCACCAUCGGCUCUCGGGCCACUCUGCAGACUGAUCCCACAUCUUUCCCUCCCUCAGGGCCUUGGCUACCACUUGCCUUUCCCUUUCUGUGGGUCCUGACCACAGAGCCUUUAGCUUUGCCCAUGCCCUGUAGUUGCCGGGGGGUGGGGGCUUAUCCUUGGUCUCACCUUGCUUCUACCUGGCUUCAGUGGAGGUUGGCAUUUGGCUGAGCCACACACAAUCUCAGGCUCAGGUGGUCUCAGGAGCAGGAGGGCAGAGGCCACAGUCUCAGGGUGUCACUGCUGGCCAUCUCUGCGGCUCCAGUACCACUGGCAGUCUCUGACUUUGGCUCUUGGUCCAAGUCUGUGAGGUGCCCUGCCUAGUGUUGUGGACACUGCUGGGCACACACACGGGAGCUGAUGCCCCUCCCUUUAAAUCUCAUUUCCAAUAUGCAACUUCCCCCUUUAUCCCAAGGAAGGACCCAAACACAGGAAAAUAGAAGCAUUUAUCUUUGUUUUGGAAGUGAUUAUUCAAGGUGCACAGCUGAUCUGUGCAUAUUAGAUGCAAUGUUUAUACAAAGUUGAUUGUUAAUAAAAACCAAAUUUACACUGGCAUGUGUGGUGUAUUUUAUAAAAGGCACUUCACGUUUGAAAUUUUUCUUAGGAAAUUUCUAGCAAUCUUAAUGUUUAGUUUUGUAUCCUUUGUGUACUUUCACUGUCCUUCAGUGUUACCACUUGAGUAGCCCUGUGUGCAGGGAGUCCAUGCAUCUAACUGCAGCAAUAAAGCCUUUCUUCACCAAGGAA